ACUACGACUUGAUUAACCAAACACUAAAGGAAUACGUUAUUCUUCUGGGGAAGUCAAUGCCUCGCCAACUCCUGCUACCACAGGCUAACCAGACCUCAGAUGCUGUAUUUACCUAUUACUACAACCAACUACGCCAGGUUUACCAGUAUCCUGACCUGCGUACCAAUGUAUGUCAGAACUUCCGAGAACUUGGCAAUAUCAUUAUAUUUUGUUUGCAGCUAGAGAAGAGCCUGCAAGAUUUAUUUAUUUAA
Messenger RNA from Protopolystoma xenopodis, 251 nucleotides. The record is from the annotation of a GenBank genome assembly. Lineage: Eukaryota; Metazoa; Platyhelminthes; Monogenea; Polystomatidea; Polystomatidae.